AUGCGGGACGUUCGUCAGGAUGCAGUGGGCGUUGAUCGUCGGACCAUUUAUGGCAUGUUGGAGUCGAAAUUUCAAGACUUUGGCUUGCCGGGACGAGUGUGCCUUCUUCGUUUCAUCUGCGAAACGGCACAGUGGAAAAUUUCCCGACAUAAUGGACUCACUGGUGAUCUCUUGAGGAUUUUAUUGACGCCAUCUUCAUCGGCUGACGAGGACUUACCAGACGACUACACCCUAGCUGAAGAGCAACCAGAUGAUUGCGACAAAACUUACUCCCGGUGUCCCAUUGGAAUUUACGACUACAUAACUUCAACUGAGGAGUGACCAUAUCGCCAAACCCCCUCAUAUCCUUGGAUUACA
Fopius arisanus is the source of this 357-nucleotide messenger RNA. RefSeq lists its product as uncharacterized. The record is from RefSeq and is a predicted model, not a curated record. The coding region runs from base 1 to 321 and encodes 106 amino acids. Lineage: Eukaryota; Metazoa; Arthropoda; Insecta; Hymenoptera; Braconidae. The transcript has 3 exons.